This is a messenger RNA of Aegilops tauschii subsp. strangulata, 1007 nucleotides long. NCBI's taxonomy places the organism in Eukaryota, Viridiplantae, Streptophyta, Magnoliopsida, Poales, Poaceae. The record is from RefSeq and is a predicted model, not a curated record.
CCAUUUCUUUUUUGCUUUUGAUUUCUCCCUAUGAUUUAUAGAUCUUGGUUAGGUAUACAAGAAGCUUUGAGAACAGUCGUUGAAAUCACUAGCCUGAAGACUGAACCAACAUUGAUUUUGUUUAAGGAAUAAAACUGCAGUCCCUUCUCUUAAUCAAGUGUGUUCUGAUGCAUGGUUCAGUUCUCUUUUGUCAAUUUCUAUCUGACUUAAGGCGUUUAGCUUUUGAAUUGACAUAUUCUGCAACUUUGUAACCGAUUGUCUGAAGCUAGCAUUGGCUGCAACUAGGAUACUGACAUGUACAAUUGUCAGCCUCGUCAAUGUUAAACUGUUUGCACUUGACAGAUUUCAACCAAAUGGUUGUACAACUAGAUUCAUAGUUAAGCCUGAAUUUAGGUGGGUUUUGUUUGACUCUGAAAGUGCCAUUUGGUCACUUGGUGUGGUAUCUCAACUCUUCUAUUUGAGGAUAAAUACCAUUAUUCAUCUCAAAAUGAUAUAAACUUGGUGUGGCGUCUUUUUUUUGUUAGUUGUGUUGGUGUGCAAUUUUCAUGUCAUUUGAUUAGUUUUAUGUUUAGUUUUCCCAAGGGUUUAUGUCCCAAGGUCUUGAAGAUAUCAACAGUGACAAGAGCCCAGCUUCGAGUUCCUUUUGUUCAUCGGACAUCGUGGUGUUCUAUGUAGUCCCCACUACACUCCUGGUGGUGAUGCUAGUGGAUCUGCUGGUGAUGCUGGUGGAUUUGGUGAUGCUGGUGCUGCUGCGGCUUCCUGCUCUGUUUGAAGCGUCACAGUGCCUUCUUCCAAUCUUUGAAGAUAAGUUGGAAUUCAAGGUAGAAAAUAUUUUGUGGAAUGCCACUUCCUAUAGGUCGUCACAUAAGAUGCAGCAGCAAAAUCAAAACACAGAAGGCAGAAGAUGGCAAGAGAAUUUUCAAGAUAUCAACAUCAAAAUCAAAACACCGAAUUGUUAGGUUGUCACAUAUUGUUAGGCCCUUUUUUUGGGCUGGACAGAAGGCAGA